UGUGUGUGUGUGCGCACGUGUCUGUGCGCGCGUGCAGGCGCGCGUGUGAGUGCACCUUAUUUUUGUUUAGAAUUCGUAAAGCCAUGAUUGGCUUUUCAUUUUUUUUUUUUUUAAACUUGAUGUUUCAAAAUGGGCAUGCUGGAGAGCGGAGACUGUUUAAUCUUUCCUGCAACUGCUGCCUCCCCCGCCCUCGUUCAUCUCUAAAUUCUGUCUCCUUUCCUGCCCUCCCCUCUUCCUCACCCCUGCCUCUGGCCUUCCUCGUUGCUCUAGUUCUCCCCCACGCUGGACCAGUCUGUGUUGAUGCGCUUGCAAGGUCACUGAGUGGCCCGGGGAGAGGGAGGAGGGGAGAAGAGUCUCCUGUUGUGCUCACGUCAGCAGAGAUGUUAUAUCGCUCCCCGGUUCCUGUGGUUUUACUAUGAAAUCUGCCCAAAACGAGAGAAGUUGCUUAGCGUAAAACCAAGACUUGCAUUUUCAGAUACUAUCAGAAUUCCCCCUGGGAACUUUGACCUCUUACUUGCUGCGCUGAAGUUUCUCUGAGAUGAACUGAUGCAUAGGAACCAUGGUGCAAAAAAAGAAGCUCUGUCCUCGGUUACUUGACUAUCUAGUGAUCGUUGGGGCCAGGCAUCCGAGCAGUGACAGCGUGGCCCAGACUCCUGAACUGCUACGGCGCUACCCUUUAGAGGAUCAUGCCGAGUUUCCGCUGCCCCCUGAUGUGGUGUUCUUCUGCCAGCCAGAGGGCUGUCUGAGUGUGCGGCAGCGGCGCAUGAGCCUGAGGGAUGAUACAUCUUUUGUCUUCACCCUCACUGACAAGGACACUGGAGUCACACGUUAUGGCAUCUGUGUUAACUUCUACCGCUCCUUCCAAAAGCGAAUGCCUAAGGAAAAGGGGGAAGUUGGGGGAGGGUCCCGUGGGAAGGAAGGAACCCGUGCCAUGUGUGUCUCCGAAGAGGCUGGCACUGAGAGCUCCGAGAGUGGCUCAUCCCUGCAGCCUCCCAGUGCCGACUCCACCCCUGAUGUGAACCAGUCUCCUCGGGGCAAGCGCCGGGCCAAGGGGGGAAGCCGUUCCCGCAACAGCACCCUGACGUCCCUGUGUGUGCUCAGCCACUAUCCCUUCUUUUCCACCUUCCGAGAGUGUCUGUAUACCCUCAAACGUCUGGUGGACUGCUGUAGCGAGCGACUUCUGGGGAAGAAGCUGGGCAUUCCUCGAGGCAUACAAAGGGACACCAUGUGGCGCAUCUUCACUGGAUCAUUGCUGGUGGAGGAGAAGUCAAGUGCCCUUCUGCAUGACCUUCGAGAGAUCGAGGCCUGGAUCUAUCGAUUGCUGCGCUCUCCAGUACCUGUCUCUGGGCAGAAGCGAGUAGACAUUGAGGUCCUACCCCAGGAGCUCCAGCCAGCUCUGACCUUUGCUCUGCCAGACCCCUCUCGAUUCAACCUAGUGGAUUUCCCAUUGCACCUUCCCUUGGAACUUCUGGGUGUGGACGCCUGUCUUCAGGUGCUAACCUGCAUCCUGUUAGAGCACAAGGUGGUGCUACAGUCCCGAGACUACAACGCACUUUCUAUGUCUGUGAUGGCAUUCGUGGCAAUGAUCUACCCCUUGGAGUAUAUGUUUCCUGUUAUCCCACUGCUUCCCACCUGCAUGGCAUCGGCAGAGCAGCUGCUCUUGGCUCCAACCCCAUACAUCAUUGGGGUCCCUGCCAGCUUCUUCCUCUACAAACUGGACUUCAAAAUGCCUGAUGAUGUAUGGCUAGUGGAUCUGGACAGCAGUAGGGUGAUUGCCCCCACCAAUGCGGAAGUGCUACCCAUCUUGCCAGAACCAGAAUCAUUAGAGCUGAAAAAACAUUUAAAGCAGGCCUUAGCCAGCAUGAGCCUCAACACCCAGCCCAUCCUCAAUCUGGAGAAAUUUCAUGAGGGCCAGGAGAUCCCACUUCUCUUGGGAAGGCCCUCUAACGACCUGCAGUCCACGCCUUCCACUGAAUUCAAUCCACUCAUCUAUGGCAAUGAUGUGGAUUCUGUGGAUGUUGCAACUAGAGUGGCCAUGGUACGUUUCUUCAACUCCCCUAACGUGCUACAGGGUUUUCAGAUGCACACACGUACCCUGCGCCUCUUCCCUCGGCCUGUGGUAGCUUUUCAGGCUGGCUCCUUUCUAGCCUCACGUCCCCGGCAAACUCCAUUUGCUGGGAAAUUGUCCAGGACACAGGCUGUGGAGUACUUUGGAGAAUGGAUCCUUAACCCCACCAACUAUGCCUUUCAGCGAAUUCACAAUAAUAUGUUUGAUCCAGCCCUAAUUGGUGACAAGCCAAAAUGGUAUGCUCAUCAGCUGCAGCCCAUCAAUUAUCGAGUCUAUGAUGGCAAUUCCCAGCUGGCCGAGGCCCUGAGUGUGCCACCGGAACGGGACUCUGACUCUGACCCCACUGAUGACAGUGGCAGUGAUAGUAUGGACUAUGAUGACUCAAGCUCUUCUUACUCAUCACUCGGCGACUUCGUUAGUGAGAUGAUGAAGUGUGACAUCAAUGGGGAUACUCCUAAUGUAGACCCUCUGACGCACGCGGCACUGGGGGAUGCCAGUGAGGUGGAGAUCGCUGAGCUGCAGAACCAGAAGGAAGCUGAAGAACCUGGCCCAGACAGCGAGACCUCCCAGGAAAACGUGCCCCAGCGCUCUAGCUCCAGCACCACCGCCAGCAGUAGCCCCAGCACUCUCACCCGUGGAGCCCACUCUGAACCUGCUGACUCUUCGGAGAUGGAUGUUAAGGCAGCUCUAGGCGUCUCCAAGUCCCUCCCUACCGUGCCUCCCAGCGUUGGCAGAUCGCACGUGGACAGGCGUCAGACAGAAAUUGGAGAGGGGUCAGUGUGCCGACGAACCUAUGAUAAUCCGUACUUCGAGCCCCAAUAUGGCUUUCCCCCUGAGGAAGAUGAUGAUGAGCAGGGGGAAAGUUACACUCCCCGAUUCAGCCAACAUGUCAGUGGCAAUCGGGCUCAAAAGCUGCUGCGGCCCAACAGCUUGAAACUGGCGAGUGACUCAGAUGCAGAGUCAGACUCUCGAGCGAGCUCUCCCAAUUCUACUGUCUCCAACAACAGCACCGAGGGCUUCGGGGGCAUCAUGUCUUUUGCCAGCAGCCUAUAUCGGAACCAUAGCACAAGCUUCAGUCUUUCCAACCUCACACUGCCCACCAAAGGUGCCCGAGAGAAGACCACGCCCUUCCCUAGUCUGAAAGGAAACAGGAGGGCCUUAGUGGAUCAGAAGUCAUCUGUCAUUAAACACAGCCCAACAGUGAAAAGAGAGCCUCCAUCACCCCAGGGUCGAUCCAGCAAUUCUAGUGAGAACCAGCAGUUCUUGAAGGAGGUUGUGCACAGCGUGCUGGAUGGCCAGGGAGUUGGCUGGCUCAACAUGAAAAAGGUGCGACGGCUGCUGGAGAGCGAGCAGCUGCGAGUCUUUGUCCUGAGCAAGCUGAACCGCACCGUGCAGUCAGAGGAAGAUGCCCGGCAGGAUGUCAUCCCAGAUGUGGAGAUCAGUCGAAAGGUGUACAAGGGAAUGUUAGACCUGCUGAAGUGCACGGUGCUAAGUCUGGAGCAGUCCUAUGCCCAUGCAGGUCUGGGCGGCAUGGCCAGCAUCUUUGGGCUUCUGGAGAUCGCCCAGACCCACUACUAUAGUAAAGAACCAGACAAACGGAAGAGAAGUCCAACAGAAAGUGUAAAUACACCAGUUGGCAAAGACCCUGGCCUGGCUGGGCGGGGAGACCCAAAGGCUAUGACACAGCUGAGAGUUCCCCAGCUGGGACCUCGGGCACUAAGUGCUCCAGGAAAGGGUCCUAAGGAACUGGACACGAGAAGUUUAAAGGAAGAGAAUUUUGUAGCGUCUAUUGGGCCUGAAGCAGUCAAACCCGUCUUUGACCUUGGUGAGACAGAGGAGAAAAAGUCCCAGAUCAGCGCAGACAGUGGUGUGAGCCUGACAUCUGGUUCCCAGAGGACUGAUCCAGACUCUGUCAUUGGUGUGAGUCCAGCUGUUAUGAUCCGAAGCUCAAGCCAGGAUUCUGAAGUUAGCACCGUGGUGAGUAAUAGUUCUGGAGAGACCCUUGGAGCAGACAGUGACCUGAGCAGCAACGCAGGUGAUGGACCAGGUGGUGAGGGCAGUGUCCACUUGGCAAGCUCUCGGGCCACUUUGUCUGAUAGUGAAAUUGAGACCAACUCUGCCACAAGCGCCAUCUUCGGUAAAGCCCACAGCUUGAAGCCAAGCACAAAGGAGAAGCUGGUGGGCAGCCCCAUUCGCUCUUCUGAAGAUGUAAGCCAGCGGGUCUAUCUCUACGAGGGGCUCCUAGGAAGGGACAAAGGAUCCAUGUGGGACCAGUUAGAGGAUGCUGCUAUGGAGACCUUUUCUAUAAGCAAAGAGCGUUCUACUUUAUGGGACCAAAUGCAGUUUUGGGAAGAUGCGUUCUUAGAUGCUGUGAUGUUGGAGAGAGAAGGGAUGGGUAUGGACCAGGGUCCCCAGGAAAUGAUUGACAGGUACCUGUCCCUGGGAGAACAUGACCGGAAGCGCCUGGAGGAUGAUGAAGAUCGCUUGCUGGCCACGCUUUUGCACAACCUUAUCUCUUACAUGCUGCUGAUGAAGGUAAAUAAGAAUGACAUCCGGAAGAAGGUGAGGCGCCUUAUGGGGAAGUCCCACAUCGGGCUUGUAUACAGCCAGCAAAUCAAUGAGGUGCUUGAUCAGCUGGCAAGCCUGAAUGGACGCGAUCUCUCUAUCCGGUCCAGUGGCAGCAGGCACAUGAAGAAGCAGACAUUUGUGGUACACGCAGGGACAGACACAAACGGAGAUAUCUUUUUCAUGGAGGUAUGUGACGACUGUGUGGUGUUACGUAGCAACAUCGGGACUGUGUAUGAGCGCUGGUGGUACGAGAAGCUCAUAAAUAUGACCUACUGUCCCAAGACCAAGGUGUUGUGCUUGUGGCGCAGAAAUGGCUCUGAGACCCAGCUCAACAAAUUCUAUACUAAGAAGUGUCGGGAGCUGUACUACUGUGUGAAGGACAGCAUGGAGCGUGCUGCCGCCCGACAGCAGAGCAUCAAACCCGGACCUGAGCUAGGUGGCGAGUUCCCAGUGCAGGACAUGAAGACUGGUGAGGGUGGCCUGCUGCAGGUCACCCUGGAAGGGAUUAACCUCAAGUUCGUGCACAACCAGGUUUUCAUAGAGCUGAAUCACAUUAAAAAGUGCAAUACAGUUCGAGGCGUCUUUGUCCUGGAGGAAUUUGUUCCUGAAAUUAAAGAAGUGGUGAGCCACAAGUACAAGACACCAAUGGCCCACGAGAUCUGCUACUCUGUGUUGUGUCUCUUCUCGUACGUGGCUGCAGUUCGUAGCAGUGAGGAAGAUCUCAGAACUCCACCCCGACCCGUCUCUAGCUGAUGGAGAGGGAUUAAGCAGCUGCCCCAGCCCAGGGGAUGCCCCCUGCGCCUUGCUCUUUCCAGUGCACGAUGUUGCUGUGACUGAGAAGUGGAUGAUACGUGUAUGGCUCUGCAAGCCCUCGUGGGACUUUGCGGUUCCCAGUUAUGUGUCUCUUAAGUGUGUCUUUGAGUGUGUCCAUCACGGGACUAAGCUAAUCUCUUCCACUUUCUCCCUCUUCACUCCCACUGUCCCCUCAGGGUUCAAGAGUGUGUGUGUGUGUGUGUGUGUGUGCACGUGCGCACACCUGUUGAGCCAGUGGUUUCUGAGAACUGAGUGGAGGCCAGUGUGAGUCCACUCUUGUGUGUCCUUGAGACAUUUGUGUUGUGUCUUCUUGUCCGUGUUUUUGGUGUUGUAACCUCCAGUGCGGGAGUCCGGCUCUGUCGUCUGAUCUGGCAUACCUGGGCGCCUGGAGUAGUUCAGCUCAGUGGGGAGUGAGGGAGACUUGAGGCCUGCCCUCCUGAAGAGGUGGACAGGGGAAAGGAGGGAAGACUCAGGGUCAGCUGGUGCCAGUGGCAGCCUCCCUGCUUCCUAAGCUGGCAGCCCCUGCCUGCCCAAGGGCUCCAAUCUGUGUCACUGCCACUCUGACCUCCGUCCCUGCAGUGGAGCAGCACUGAGGGACAGCCUUUCUGCUGAGCGGCAAUCUAUGGUCUGCCUUGCCUCCAUCAUGAGAGAGCAGAGUGCUUGGGGCCAGCAGAGUCCCAGGGACCACUGGCUUCUCUGCCCAAGAAUCAGGGAGGGGUGGGGAGAGGCCAGGUCCGUGCACGGCCUGUGUCUGCUGGCACUCCCUCCUGGCACUGGGUGCUGGAAGGAAGAGACGGCCUGAGGCUGGGCAAGAGAUGGUUGUAAAUAUUUCUGCUCCACAUUAUUUAUAGAAAAUGUACAGCUGUGUGAAUGUGAAAUAAAUGUCCUUCACUCCC
This is a messenger RNA of Loxodonta africana (African savanna elephant), 6345 nucleotides long. RefSeq names its product MAP kinase activating death domain (gene MADD). The record is from RefSeq and is a predicted model, not a curated record. Gene Ontology annotation, molecular function: guanyl-nucleotide exchange factor activity. Lineage: Eukaryota; Metazoa; Chordata; Mammalia; Proboscidea; Elephantidae. The coding region runs from base 560 to 5389 and encodes 1609 amino acids. Gene Ontology annotation, cellular component: cytosol. The transcript has 34 exons. Gene Ontology annotation, biological process: regulation of apoptotic process; regulation of Rab protein signal transduction.